GGCCGGGCCGGAAGGAGCGAGCGGCGGCGACGAGGCUGGCGGCGGCGGCGGCUGCGGUGUAUAAAAGCUGCGGCGCCGGAGGCCGCCAAGUCCGCUGCGCGAGCUGAUCCUUAGGAACAGAUGAUCGUCAUGUUUAAAUAUUAGCAAGCACAUAUGUGUAUGUCUGCAUUUGAAAAUGGCAGAGGGAGGUAACAAUGAAAAGGUAAUUCGCUUGACCAACUUCCACUGCCACCGGGGACAAGACUGGAUCACCCUCAGAGACGGACCCAUCACCAUUUCUGACUCCUCUGAUGAGGAAGGGGUUCCAAUGCUGGUCACCCCAGGUACUCAGCCCCGGGAAGAAGAGGACUUGGAUGACGAUGUCAUCCUGACAGAAGUGAGUUUUCUUGAACUUGCCACGACAAAUAAACCUCAGACAUCACGGCCCAAUCUCAUCAAACCAGCUGCCCAAUGGCAAGAUCUGAAAAGAUUGGGAGAAGAAAGGCCUAAAAAGUCUAGAUCAGCAUUUGAAUCAGAUAAGAACAACUAUUUCUCAGUGUGUAACAACCCAUUGUUUGAUUCUGGGGCACAGGAUGAUUCCGAGGAAGACUACGGGGAAUUUCUGGAUCUUGGGCCUCCUGGAGUCUCUGUAUUUGCUAAGCCAAGUGGCCAAAGAGGAAGAGAACCCCAGCCUGGCCCAAGUCAUAGCCAAGCAGCAGACAGCAUUGUCAACCCCAGGUCAAAGCAAAACAUCAUUAUUUUGGAAGAAGGUAGCCAUCUUUUUCCAGAAAGUGAUCCUUUGGAAACACAGAACCAGUCAUCUGAAGACUCAGAGACAGAGCUUUUAUCAAACCUCGGAGAAUCAACUUCUAUAGCAGAUGAUCAGGCCAUUGAAGAAGACUGCUGGUUAGACCAUCCUUAUUUCCGGUCUCUAAACCAAGAGCCUCAGGAGAUUACAAGCCAGGUUGUUCCUCAGGAGCGGCAGCCUAUAGCAGAACUGGGCCCAUUGUUUUAUCAGCAUGAGCCCCCAGGACCAGCUUUUCCACGGCCAGCUUUUCCAGAGCCAGAACCACAGCAAGAUGGCAUUCUAGGCCCCUCUUCUCCUCAGCCUGCCUAUCCUUUAGGAGAUCUUGAAGACCAACAAUUAGCAAUAGAUGAUGAAGAGACAGGUCCAGCCUUUCCACUGCAAGAAUCUCGGGAGCCUGGUUUGGAAAACAUUUGGGUGCAUAGAGCUACUGAGAUAGAUCAAGAACUUGUUGCACUAUUAGUGAAAGAAACAGAAGCAAGGUUUCCAGAUGUAGCCAAUGGAUAUAUUGAGGAAAUAAUUCAUUUGAAGAAUUAUUAUGAUCUGAAUGUACUUUGUAAUUUUCUUCUGGAAAAUCCAGAUUAUCCAAAGAGAGAAGAUAGGGUUAUUAUGAACCCCAACAGUAGCCUACUUGCCAGCCAAGAUGAGACCAAGUUGCCUAAAAUAGACUUUUUUGACUACUAUAAAUUGGCUCCUCUUGACCAGCGCUGCUUUAUCCAAGCUGCUGACCUCCUGAUGGCAGACUUCAAAAUGCUGAGCAGUCAGGAUAUCAAGUGGGCCCUGCAUGAACUCAAAGGACACUAUGCAAUCACGCGGAAGGCCUUUUCUGAUGCCAUUAAAAAGUGGCAGGAGCUGUCGCCAGAAACCAGCGGAAAAAGAAAAAAGAGAAAAGAAAUGAAUCAGUAUUCUUACAUAGAUUUCAAAUUUGAACAAGGUGAUAUAAAAAUAGAAAAAAGAAUGUUCUUUCUGGAAAAUAAGCGGCGACAUUGUCGGUCCUACGACCGCCGUGCCCUCCUCCCAGCUGUGCAGCAGGAGCAGGAGUUCUAUGAGCAGAAGAUCAGAGAGAUGGCAGAGCAUGAAGACUUUUUGCUUGCCCUGCAGAUGAAUGAAGAACAGUAUCAAAAGGAUGGUCAGCUGAUUGAGUGCCGCUGUUGCUAUGGAGAAUUCCCAUUUGAGGAGCUGACACAGUGUGCAGAUGCUCAUUUGUUCUGCAAAGAGUGUCUCAUCAGAUAUGCCCAAGAAGCAGUCUUUGGAUCUGGAAAGUCAGAGCUCAGCUGCAUGGAAGGCAGCUGCACAUGUUCGUUUCCAACUAGUGAACUGGAGAAGGUGCUUCCCCAGACCAUCCUGUAUAAAUACUAUGAACGAAAGGCCGAAGAAGAAGUUGCUGCAGCCUACGCUGACGAGCUUGUCAGGUGCCCCUCCUGUAGCUUUCCUGCCCUGUUGGACAGUGAUGUGAAGAGAUUCAGUUGUCCCAAUCCUCGCUGCCGUAAGGAAACCUGUAGGAAGUGUCAGGGACUCUGGAAAGAUCACAAUGGCCUCACCUGUGAAGAGCUGGCUGAAAAAGAUGACAUCAAGUACCGAACAUCUAUUGAAGAGAAAAUGACUGCCGCCCGCAUUAGGAAGUGCCACAAGUGUGGAACUGGCCUCAUCAAGUCCGAAGGCUGCAAUCGCAUGUCCUGUCGCUGCGGCGCCCAGAUGUGCUACCUCUGUCGGGUAUCCAUCAACGGGUACGACCAUUUCUGCCAGCACCCUCGGUCGCCGGGAGCCCCAUGCCAGGAGUGCUCAAGGUGCUCGCUCUGGACCGACCCCACUGAAGAUGACGAGAAGCUGAUAGAGGAAAUCCAGAAGGAGGCUGAAGAGGAGCAGAAGCGAAAGAAUGGAGAGAACACCUUCAAACGCAUCGGGCCCCCCUUGGAGAAACCACCAGAGAAAGUCCAGAGAGUCGAAGCCCUCCCAAGGCCUGUCCCCCAGAACCUGCACCCACCGCAGAUCCCCUACGCCUUUGUGCACCCGCCCUUCCCCCUGCCGCCCGUGAGGCCCAUUUUCAACAACUUCGCCCUUAACAUGGGCCCCGUGCCCGCACCCUACGUGCCCCCGCUGCCCAACAUGCGGGUCAACUACGACUUCGCCCCCAUCCACGUGCCCCUGGAGCACAACCUGCCCAUGCACUUUGGGCCCCAGCCGCGGCACCGGUUCUGAUGGCGCCGUGCCACCUGCCUUCCUGGGAGCCACACGGGAGGAGGGAUCAGGCCCCCGGCCAGAGCAUCCCUGGGACUUCGCCUCGCGGGCCGGGUGCAGUUGGACGGAGAUGCAGCGAGUUACUUGAACCCUCCCCGUCCCCUCCCCCCCCGGUGAGUGCUGCUGCCUUCCAAGCCAAGAGGGCAGGUCGGCCUUAGGAAGGACGGGCCAGUUUCCCUCCCACCACUUUCUUGGGGUGGCCCAGGCUCCCUGACGCUGCUGUGGGUGGAAGGCAGGCCAGGCCUCUGGGGGCUCUGCCCGGCUGGGGGUCUUAGCAGGACAGCUGCCUCCUGGAAGGCUCUGCUGGCCAUGAGGGGCCCCGUGCAAGUCUCCCUCAGAAAGACGGGGAGAAGGCUCUUGCUGCUGCUCCCCAUCCCCGAGCAGACCACAGGAGAGGCCCCACCAGGAGAAGCCUCGGACUUCGAGACCACAUAGGCCUUCUCCCCGCAGCCCAGCAAACCCACAAUAAAGAUGACGCAACAAACAGCAGCAUUGAAAGAGGUGAGAGAUCUGAGACGUGGUUACGAGGCCAGGUCCCUCCCUCUUCCCAGGGCCCACUGGAGGGUGAGCAGCAGCGUCUGCUCCAGGCCUGGGGCCGUGCACGUGGUUCCGGGACCCGGGACCCUGCUCGUCUCCUUAAGGGAGGAGCCCCGGGAGCCACCGCUGGGCGCAGCUUCCCUGAGGCCGGGAGUCCUGGGCUUGGGGGGCUCUCCCUGCACUCCCGCUGGGGGCAGCGGCUACUGCUCUGGUCCCCUCCCAAAGGCUUAGUCAAGUGGUAGCGGAGCAGUGUCCACAAGCCAUGACCCUUUAGAGGGCGUCGCUGUCCUCGUGGACUGUCACCAAGGCCAGGACCCCAGGGGCCCCACAGAAAUGCCCUGGAGAUGGGGGCAUCCCCUCCUCCUCCCACUUCAGGCCACAGCCGCUAACCACCUCGUGGUGUGGUUUUUGUGUUGUAGCUUAUCUAAAGAAGUGUAUGCUCCUCUUUACUCACCCAGCUUCCCGUGGCCUGCUAGGGUUUCUCUCCCUCGAUCUCUGGAAGGACGAACUGAGAACAGUCGUCCACACCAAGCCACGGGUGAGGCUGGGUGCCCUGAGGGUCCCCCUGAAAGCUGGGACCCGGGCGGCCUGGCCACACUGAGAGAGGGCCCUCCCCAUCAUCCUCCUCCAGUCCCAAAAGGAGGAAGGCAGUCAGGGGCGUCUUCCUGUGGGGCCCAGGGCCCUGGCCUUGUGCUGAUGCCUCGGCCCCCAAAUCCUCCUUUGUGGUACUUCAAGCUCCAGUCCACCUGCAGAGCACAGGCCUGAAGCUUGACUUUAUUCAACUGUGAAUGAGCUUCCUCUCACGCAGACAUCAUAGUCUUGGCUGUCCUGUGUUGGCCCUCUUGGUUCAUGUUGCUGUGGCCCGCCGUCAGCUGUGGGGACCCCUGAAGUGGUUCGGAGUGUGCACAUGCAUCCACACGCAGACCGCAGAGGCCAGGCUGGAGCCCCAGGUGUGCCCGCCGCCCACCUGCUGCAGGUCCCCCUGCUCCAGCCCGGGCACCUUGGGUAGUGCCGGGACCGCAGCACCCGCCGUGGCGCUCACCUGCUGCCACUGGCUUCCUGGCUUAUGUCAAGGAUUAGGCUGAGGAAAAAAUCUCUUAAGAUGCCCACUCUUCCUGUCUUUUCUCAGGAUGACAGCUCUGGAGAUGGGGGUUCAGGGCAGGGAGGACUGAUACCAAGUGGAGGAGCACGUGGGGUUGUCUGCCCUGGGCUCCCCCCGCUGCUUGGCUGCCUGCACGCUGGCCCCCGCCCGACUAAACAGUGCCUUUUGAAAAGCUUCCCAUCUGUGGGCGCCCAGCACAUGUCACGUGGGCCACAGGUGUGCCUUGAGGGGUUGAAGGAUUUACUCCAAAGCGCAGCAACAUGAUUUCCCUUAAAAGCACGUUCCCGUGACCUCCCUGUGGGCAGGGCUGACCCCAAGCGCCAGCCCACCCUGCCGCAGUGCUCCCCAGAGCCCACAGUUCAUCACCCGUGAACGAGGUUCAUCCCUUCCACCAGGGAGUCCUGGGUGCUCUGCCCUGCAGCCCGGGGCAGAGGAGAGCCCUGAGGGCCAAGUGGGGCGCUGGCAGCGGUCCCACCCCAUGGGGCUGGUGGGGAUCCUCUCCUGCCUCCUGGGUCCUGCCUGCAAACAGCACUGGGCUGGGGGGGCGGUGGGCGCUGAGCCAUGUCCAUGGGUUGGAGGUUACAGGGACUGCCUCAUCCCCCCCACCAGGUACCUCAGCAUUUGGGGGGAUACCCUAGACCCUGAGCCACCCACUGGUCCUAGCAAGUGUGCUUGGGGGCCAGCAGGUGGUCACCGUGAAGUCCACAGAGAGCCUGUGGCCGGGAAGCAGCGGGGUCCCCGGAGCCCGGGCCACAGCAGUGGCGCUUGCUCCCAAGAGCAAGAGGCUGCCCAGCAGGAGUCCCUUUUACUUGCCUUAAAACUGGAGAGAGGAGUCUAGUAUUUGCACUUAGCGAACGAUUUAAAAACAAAAAAUAAUUGUGCAUGAUCUGUCACUUUGUAUGAAAAUAGCUAAAAAUGAGUAUGUCGUUUAUUAAAAAAUUCUCUUUACCUUCUGGUAGCAAAAAUACAUAAAAUAAGCUGUCCUGUUUCAACUACUGUGUGUAAAAAGCCUGUAUCAUAUGUAACUUUGAUCUUCUGUAAAUAAACGUUCGUGCACUGCU
Choloepus didactylus (southern two-toed sloth) is the source of this 5722-nucleotide messenger RNA. It is a transcript of the gene RNF216, whose product is annotated as ring finger protein 216. Lineage: Eukaryota; Metazoa; Chordata; Mammalia; Pilosa; Megalonychidae. Gene Ontology annotation, molecular function: zinc ion binding. The transcript is spliced from 17 exons. The record is from RefSeq and is a predicted model, not a curated record. Bases 176 to 2983 code for a protein of 935 amino acids.